GUUUAUUUUUGUAUUAUUAUUAUAUAAUUAAGUAUCUUUCGUCGAGGGGUUUUUUGUUGUUGUUGUUGUUGUUAUCAUGUGUAUUUCGUGAAAUGAUAGUGGGCGUAGGACAAAGAAGUGUUAAAAGAAAAAGGAUCCCUGUUUAUCGCACCAGGACGAUAUCUCUCUAUGUCUUCUCGAAUUAUCGCUAAAGUUCGCACAAGGGAGUCCAUGGUCGUUAAUGGAUUUACGAUAUAUCCCUGUGAAUUUUCUCCCCCAUAAAGACUUUGAUGGACAACUAUUGUUUUUUUUUAAUCGAAACUACGUACAUGCACGUCCUCUAUUCAGAGAUCGACUGAACAGCUGACUCGGUGCAGUACAACCUCGUUGGAAGAAGGAAUAGCAAUUGAUAAGGCGGGUAACGUGGUGGAAAACCAAACGAUACCCAAGAUCAUGAGUGUUUGCAAGAACACGAUACGCUGGGUAAUCCUGAUCGACGUGCUGAUAGCAAUAAUAGUGAUCGUGCUUAUGGGAUUAUUGGAAUUUGGUAAUAUUCCACGCAAUCAAAUCGGCUUUUUCUGCAAUGAUCCGAAACUUUCCUUUAAAUUUACCGGAGACACAGUUUCCGUUGCCGUUUUAUUAACUGUUACCGCUACUAUGCCAAUUCUCGUGAUGUGGGUCAUCGAAUGCGCUAGCCACACAAGUAAUAGUUACGAUACAGAAACAAAUAGUAAUAACUCAAGAUUAAAACAAGUGUGGUUUUGGUAUGGCCAUUAUUUGAUAGGAAUUAUCACAUUGGUUGUUGGAUGUAACGUUAUGAAAAUAGUUAUUGGAGAACCUAGGCCACAUUUCUUUCAUACGUGCCAACCUCUGGAAGCUCGAAAUUGUACGAACGAAUACAUCGAGACGUACACUUGCACAAAUGUGGACGAUUCCAAUUGGUUCAUAGCAGAUUCGAGUAAAUCUUUUCCAUCGGCUCACUCGGCCCUUUCUGUAUUUACUUCUAUUUUUGUCGUAUGUUAUUUGCAACAACGUAUGACGGAUAGAACGUUGUUGAUGAAACCAUGGUUGCAGUUUUUGGUAUCAAUGUGGGCAGUGCUAUGUUCAUUGAGUAGAAUUGGAGACAAUAGGCACCAUUGGUGGGACGUAUUGGCUGGUUUGGUUAUUGGAUCGAUCAUGUCAAUCCUAAUCGUCAUAUUUCCAUGUCGCGUAUUUCGUUUGGAAGGAAAAAACUUGUCAUCCAAACAAGUUAAAAAUGAUUUUAUUGGCAACGAUCAAGUCGUAUGUUUCGAUGAUAAAAAUUAUCAAAGUAAGAAGAAAUUAGUGAACAGUACCAACAACGUCGACAUUCCUGAGGGACGCGAGUUGCGUGACAUUACUGUAUCUUGGAAAGAAUGAUUAUCGGAAGAAGAAGAAGAAGAAGACAAAUAUCUGUACAAUUGUAUUCGGUAGAUGAAAACGUAACAUUGUAUUUUAUUCUGUUUUUUUCCAAAAUCUGAUCAGAAAUGUUUAAUGUUUCAGUACCGAGUUCAUCGUUGAUUAUUAUCCAAUAGGGAAAGAUUUAAUAAUGUAUUAAACAACCCUAUUAGAUUUUAUUGCCGAUGCAUUUUGUACGUGGGUUGGAUGGAAUAGUUUUGAGUCUCUGAUAUAGAAACCAAUUUAUUUUUCGGACAAACUUAAUUUUUAUUUUUGAAAAUAAUUCUCCAAACUUUUCAAUCCACCCUCGUACACCUUUGUAAAUUAUAGGGCAUAUAAUUUAGUGUUAGAAUUCCAAAUUAAAUGUUUAAUUACACAAAAGUACCUUCGCAAAUUAUAGGGCAUAUAAUUUGAUUUUAGGAAUAGUGUUCAAAAUUUUCAAAUAUUUUGUAAUUUUACAAAAGUACCUUUGCAAAUAAUAGGACAAAUAAUUUUAGAAUUCCAAAUUAAUUACAUUCAUAAAUUUUACAAUUAGAUAGUACAAGAAUACAUCGUACUGUGAUGGAUACAUUUUUUUUUUGCGUGUAAAUGGAAACGUUAAAAUAAUAUUCACGAGAGAGAUAUGUAUGCAUGUACGUACGUGUGCGAAUGAGUGUGUGUUUUUUUUGAUCCCUUUAGAAAUAACUAAUCUCUCGUGUGCCAUUCUACGUGUAAAGAUGAUAAAUUUUUACGUUUUAUAGUUCGAUGGUAGAUGUAUAAUAGAAAGUACAUUUAAAAAACGUUCGUGCCUCGUCAUAUGUAAUAUAUCACUUUUAAUAUAUAGAUACAAAUAUAUCUAUAUACAUAUUGGUACAGGAAAGUCGAAAAUUGGUCGUGGGGUAACUAAAUUUUGGGGUCGCUGAAAUUGUAGCAAAAGUGAAAAAUUCUUGGACGUGUAACGAUCGAAAAUUAAUUCAAAAGUAGUUAACGUAUCUGUGAGUUUAUGAUAGUUGAAGAAAAGAUAGUAACAGAGUCUAUAAGCGAAGUUUGCGAAAAUAUUUGCUCGAAUAAAAAAUGGCCACCAAGUGGAAAUGUUUGAGAAGCUCUGAUAUAGAAAGUAUUUUGCAUGUAGGUUUUUCAAAGGAAUAUUUUGUCGUUACUGGUAAAGCGCGAAUGGAUUUCAUUAUUUUAUUUUUAUAUGCUAAAGUAUUUCAUUACCUUAUAUACAAAUGGUUUUUUGUUUUUCUUUUUUAUUGGAUCCAACGUCGAGAAAAGACAAACAAAAAAGACAGAAGUUUACGCAUUUAAGAUUCCUGCAUAAAGAGUGCGUUAUUAAAAUAUUUUAUAUAUAUAUUAAUAGAUAUAAAUUAUUAUUAUUCUUAAGAAAAUGUGUGUGUGUGUACUCGUUGAGAAACAUCGAGUACAAUGUAAAUUAUUUGAGAUAUUUUUUGUUCGUUUGAUUGAGUUAGAGUUGCUUUUAGGGUUGCGUUCCUUUAAAUAUUAACUAUAAACGAACAUUUAUUAGAAUAUAAAUGAUAUCUUCUCGUUUAAGGUAUAUAUUUACUCUUUAAUUUAAUUUAAUUUAAUGAGGGAGAAAAAGAGGGAGAACCCGAGUAAAAAGCAAUUAGAUUGAAAUUGUUUUGUUAGAAAAAAAAAAAAAAGACAUUUAAAUUAACAUUCCAAUUAUGUAGAACCUUUUACAUUUAUUUAACAUUUGCGUUACAGAUAUGAAUUUGUGUACCGUUGCAAAAAAGAUUGUAAUUGUAUUAUAACUAAAGUAUUAUCUGUAAGAUCAAUAAGAGUAUAGACGAAAAUCGACAGUAUUGAGAACGAUGAAACGAUAUAGUAAUUAAAAAAAAUAAACGUAACAACGCCGUCCUAAUAAUCUUAAAUAAAUAAAUUUUGCUCGAUUGGUGCUUCCAUUAUAUUAUAAAAAAAAGGGAACGCAUAAGUGAUAUAGUAUUGCUAAAAAAAAAAAGAAAAAAAAGAAAAAUAAUUAAAAUAGAAUAAAAGAAACUGAAAAAUAUUCCAGAAUCUUUAGACUGAAAUCGUACAAAUUGACUUUAGCGUAAAAUAAUAAAAUAAAAUAAAAAAAAAAAAUACAAAGUCAAUUUUUAAAUAUAUAGAUCAUUGCCUUAAAUCGUUAACGUUGCAACAAUGUAACGCGUGUAAUAGAAAUGUCAAUUAUUCUGAAAAUAAAGUAAACCUCGGUACAAAUAAAAAAAAUAUAUCCUUACAAUUACAAGGGUGAAAAACUACUUUUUAAUUCAAUCAACGUGAAGGAAAAAAAAAAUCACGAAAAAAAUUGUAAAUAAUUUAGAUAAUAGGAUAUAGAGAUAAAACAAUCCAAAUACUAUUGUCACUAAUUGUUAGUACGGCAUUUUCUUGAGAACGAAUAAAAAGAAGUUUUGAAAGAUAA
This is a messenger RNA of Polistes canadensis, 3793 nucleotides long. RefSeq names its product lipid phosphate phosphohydrolase 1-like. The record is from RefSeq and is a predicted model, not a curated record. Gene Ontology annotation, molecular function: phosphatidate phosphatase activity. Lineage: Eukaryota; Metazoa; Arthropoda; Insecta; Hymenoptera; Vespidae. The transcript has 6 exons. Gene Ontology annotation, biological process: phospholipid dephosphorylation; signal transduction; phospholipid metabolic process. The coding region runs from base 433 to 1377 and encodes 314 amino acids.